Molecule: messenger RNA, 1158 nt
Organism: Aspergillus luchuensis
Lineage: Eukaryota; Fungi; Ascomycota; Eurotiomycetes; Eurotiales; Aspergillaceae
Gene: LPD1
Product: dihydrolipoyl dehydrogenase
Exons: 2
Coding region: 1-1158 (385 amino acids)
Cellular component (GO): mitochondrion; oxoglutarate dehydrogenase complex
Molecular function (GO): flavin adenine dinucleotide binding; dihydrolipoyl dehydrogenase (NADH) activity
Source: RefSeq, a predicted model, not a curated record
AUGAUGAAGGCCAAGGACACUUCCGUCGAGGGUCUGACUAAGGGUAUCGAGUUCUUGUUCAAGAAGAACGGUGUCGACUACGUCAAGGGUACUGGUGCUCUCGUUGACCAGAACACCGUCAAGGUUAACCUCCUCGACGGUGGUGAGCAGACCCUGCGCGGAAAGAACAUCCUCAUUGCCACUGGUUCUGAGGCUACUCCUUUCCCCGGCCUCAACAUUGACGAGAAGAGAAUCAUCACCAGCACUGGUGCUCUCUCCCUCAAGGAGGUUCCCAAGAAGAUGAUCGUCAUCGGUGGUGGUAUCAUUGGUCUGGAAAUGGCCUCUGUUUGGUCCCGCCUCGGCUCUGAGGUCACCGUCGUCGAGUUCCUGAACCAGAUCGGCGGUCCCGGCAUGGACGCCGACAUCGCCAAGCAGGCCCAGAAGAUCCUCCAGAAGCAGGGUAUCAAGUUCAAGACCGGCACCAAGGUUACCAAGGGUGACGACAGCGGUGCUACCGUCGCUCUGAGCGUUGAGGCCGCCAAGGGUGGUAAGGAGGAGACCCUCGACGCUGACGUUGUCCUCGUCGCCAUCGGUCGCCGCCCCUACACCGAGGGUCUCAACCUCGAGAGCGUCGGUGUCGAGAAGGACGAGCGCGGCCGUCUUGUCAUCGACCAGGAGUACCGCACCAAGAUCCCCAACAUCCGCGUGAUCGGUGACUGCACUUUCGGACCCAUGCUUGCCCACAAGGCCGAGGAGGAGGCCGUCGCUGCCAUCGAGUACAUCAAGAAGGGCUACGGCCACGUCAACUACGGCUGCAUCCCCAGCGUCAUGUACACCCACCCCGAAGUCGCCUGGGUUGGCCAGAACGAGCAGGAAGUCAAGGCUGCCGGCAUCAAGUACCGUGUCGGUACCUUCCCCUUCAGCGCCAACUCCCGUGCCAAGACCAACCUCGAGACUGAGGGCCAGGUCAAGUUCAUCGCCGAUGCUGAGACCGACCGCAUCCUCGGUGUCCACAUCAUCGGCCCCAACGCCGGUGAGAUGAUCGCCGAGGCCACCCUGGCUGUCGAGUACGGUGCCUCUUGCGAGGACAUUGCUCGCACCUGCCACGCUCACCCUACCCUGGCUGAGGCCUUCAAGGAGGCUGCCAUGGCUACCUACUCCAAGGCCAUCCACUUCUAA